Molecule: messenger RNA, 1998 nt
Organism: Mercurialis annua (annual mercury)
Lineage: Eukaryota; Viridiplantae; Streptophyta; Magnoliopsida; Malpighiales; Euphorbiaceae
Product: purple acid phosphatase 15
Exons: 7
Coding region: 182-1882 (566 amino acids)
Molecular function (GO): acid phosphatase activity; metal ion binding
Source: RefSeq, a predicted model, not a curated record
UACCAGUACCAGUACAUACAAUAAAUAGUUAGCACUGCUGACAAAACACUAACGGUUUCCCAACUGUUCCAUAAAUAAACCGAAAGCAUAAAACUUAAAAUAAACUCUUUUCCCCCAUCACUCCAUUCUUCUUCACAAUUCUUUUGAAUCCUCUGUUUCCAUGGAAUCAUAAGAAUUAACCAUGAUUAUACUGUUUCAAGGUUCAAUAUGUUACAUUUUGUUCACCCUUAUAGUUCUUGUAUACACUGUAUUUAAUUCUACUACUGUUCAUGCCAAGAAGCACAACAUUCCGUCCACUCUCGACGGUCCUUUUGAACCCGUAACCGCUCCGUUCGACGUCAGUUUACGGGGCAACGCCGUUGAUUUACCCGACACUGAUCCCCGUGUUCAGCGCCUCGUAAAGGAUUUCGAACCUGAACAGAUUUCUGUUGCUUUGUCUUCUUCUUUUGAUUCUGUGUGGAUCUCCUGGAUUACAGGAGAAUUUCAAAUCGGUUAUAAUGUAACACCGUUCAAUCCUACGAGAGUGGCGAGCGUUGUUCGAUAUGGGACUUUGCGGCAUCCGUUAUCUCGUGAGGCGAAAGGGUAUUCGGUUGUUUAUAAUCAGCUUUAUGCUUUUGAUGGUCUUCAAAAUUAUACCUCUGGGAUCAUCCAUCAUGUUCGUCUCACCGGAUUAAAACCUAAGAAAAUGUAUUAUUAUAGAUGUGGAGAUCCUUCUAUGAGGGCAUGGAGUAGUAUUUACUCAUUUAAGACUAUGCCUUCUUCAAAUCCAAGUAGCUACCCUAGAAGAAUUGCAGUUCUUGGUGAUCUUGGACUUACUUACAAUACAACUUCUACAGUUUAUCAUGUGAUUAAGAACAAUCCUGAACUUGUUUUGCUCGUUGGUGAUGUUACUUACGCGAAUCUUUACCUAACGAAUGGAACUGGUUCUGACUGCUAUUCUUGCUCGUUUCCUCAUUCCCCUAUACAUGAGACCUAUCAGCCUCGUUGGGACUACUGGGGAAGGUUUAUGCAGAAACUGGUAUCUAGAAUUCCAAUGAUGGUGAUAGAAGGGAACCAUGAAAUUGAACAACAAGCUAGAAACAAAACAUUUGUUGCUUAUAGUUCUCGCUUUGCAUUCCCAUCUGAAGAAAGUGGAUCUUCAUCCACGUUCUACUACUCUUUCAACGCCGGAGGAAUACAUUUCAUCAUGCUUGGAGCAUACAUUGAUUAUGAUAAAACUGGUAAGCAAUACAGAUGGCUGGAGAAAGACUUGGCUAAUGUUGACAGAUCUCUAACUCCAUGGCUGGUAGCUGUAUGGCAUCCUCCUUGGUAUAGUUCAUACAAAGCCCAUUACAGAGAAGCAGAGUGUAUGAGGGUAGCAAUGGAAGAAUUGCUUUACUCUUACAGCGUUGAUAUAGUCUUAAACGGACAUGUUCAUGCGUAUGAGAGAUCAAAUCGUGUAUAUAACUACCAACUGGAUCCUUGCGGUCCAGUGUAUAUCACAGUUGGAGAUGGGGGUAACCGGGAAAAGAUGGCUGUUGAACAUGCUGAUGAACCUGGCAACUGUCCAGAGCCAUCAACCACUCCUGAUCCUUACAUGGGUGGAUUCUGUGCCAUGAACUUUACAUCAGGUCCAGCAGCCGGUCAAUUCUGUUGGGACCAGCAACCUGACUAUAGUGCAUUCCGAGAAAGCAGCUUCGGCCAUGGAAUUUUGGAGGUGAAGAAUGAGACUUGGGCAUUAUGGACAUGGCACCGUAAUCAAGACUCUGAUAGUCAAGUUGCGGAUGAAAUUUAUAUAGUUAGGCAACCUGAGAAAUGCCCUGUCCACCGCGGCAGCCGAAUUAAACAUCGGUUUGCAUCUAUAUUAAAUAGUUUUAUCAGUACAUUUUCCAUGAUUUUCUAACUGAUGCAGCUGCUACAAACUGAUUCUUCUGACAGAUAGAUUUUACAGAAAUAGAUUAGUUGGAGAAAGAUUCUUUAUAUCAUACCUCUAAUGGAUCCUUCUCCUUAUAACUAACA